Molecule: messenger RNA, 967 nt
Organism: Trichoderma harzianum CBS 226.95
Lineage: Eukaryota; Fungi; Ascomycota; Sordariomycetes; Hypocreales; Hypocreaceae
Exons: 1
Coding region: 378-881 (167 amino acids)
Source: RefSeq, a predicted model, not a curated record
AUUGACAACUUGGCAACGCCAUCAACCACGGACUCGAGCUUUUACAGUGGACAAGACUCCACUAAUAAAUUCUUCACCAAUCCACACAAAUGGUGUAGAUCACAUCACAACACAACGGUAAUCGACAACGGCGGAGCUGGUUGGUUAAUCCCCCCGAAUGGCGCAACAAACUCCAAGAUGCCAACUGCGUAAGCAGGAUUUGUUAAUUCCCUCCGCAACGACCAACACUUCAUCGGCGCAUUUAUCACGUGACGACUGAAAACAGCUCAUCAGUCGAUUCUCCAAGCCGUGAAAUCACGCACUUCGUUGCAAUCGGGUCCUUUUCCUUCAUUCAUCAUAAAAUCAAGUCAGACACACAAAACGAAGAUUUUGAGGCCAUGGCUUCCAGAGCCUUUUUCGACCCAGUCGUUGCACUGCGGGCGGCGCCCCUGCUUACGUCCACCUGCUCGCUUUGGUUUGCGUGGGACCAGCACUUCUUCCUGCAUCUCUUCAACAAGCCCGAGAUCCGAAGCAAAUCUAACGAGCUGCUGCCCACGUACUUUGGCUACUUUUUCCGCGGAGGAGUGACUCGCGUCCUGGUUCUGCUCUCCUUGACAGUGUCAUCCACGCUCGCAACCUGCUUGGUCAACCAUGACUCGCAUUGGGCCAAUGGGUCUCUGCGCUGGUACACGGCCGGCAUGGUUUUGGCCGCCAGCCAUCUGGCAUUCGUCCCUGCCAUAGCCCCCAAAGUGCAGGCCGUGAUUGAGGACACUUCCAAGGGACAGAGCACCAACGAUUUGGACAGCUGGCUAACGAUUCACGCCUGGAGAGGCUUGACUGUGGACUUGGCGGCAUGGGCUUGCUUCGUUGUUGCUACUGUGCGCAACAUCCAGUCGUCGUGAAAAAAGUUGGACAUGUUCCAUGCCCAUGAUUACGCGUUAUCAAGCUCAAGCAUCGGCGAUCAAUUGUCAGUCGAAGACCUAGAUGG